AUGGCUAUAACACCCUCUAUUCAUCACCACCUAUCUGAAAACAAAGAAACACUAGGCCAAGAAACCAUGGUUGUGUCCAAUGGUAAUGGUGGUGCCGAUUUUGACCCUAGUGCUCCUCCACCUUUUAAGAUUGCAGAAAUUAGAGCUGCAAUUCCAAAGCAUUGUUGGGUCAAGAGUACUUGGAGAUCUCUGAGUUAUGUUGUUAGGGAUGUGUUGGUUGUUGCUGCAUUGAUUGUUGCUGCAAUUCGGUUUGAUAGCUGGUUUUUUUGGCCUAUUUAUUGGCCUCUUCAAGGGACAAUGUUUUGGGCGAUUUUUGUUCUUGGACAUGACUGUGGCCAUGGAAGCUUCUCAGAUAGUUCUUUUGUGAAUAGCUUGGUGGGCCAUGUUUUGCACUCAUCAAUUCUUGUUCCAUACCAUGGAUGGAGAAUUAGUCAUAGGACACAUCAUCAAAACCAUGGAAAUGUUGAGAAAGAUGAAUCAUGGGUGCCGAUGACAGAAAAGGUUUACAAGAGUCUUGACAGCAUGACAAAGUUUGUGAGAUUCACUGUUCCUUUACCCAUGUUUGCAUAUCCAAUUUAUUUGUGGAGAAGAAGCCCGGGAAAAUCAGGGUCUCACUUUCAUCCAGAUAGCAACUUGUUCUCACCCAAUGAGAGAAAAGAAGUGACACUUUCAACAGUGUGUUGGUUUCUUAUGUUUUCUUUUCUUCUCUAUUUGUCCUUCACUACUAGUCCACUUCUAAUUCUCAAGCUCUAUGGUGUUCCCUAUUGGAUAUUUGUCAUGUGGUUGGAUUUUGUCACAUACUUGCAUCACCAUGGUUAUACACAGAAAUUACCAUGGUACCGUGGCCAGGAAUGGAGUUAUCUAAGAGGUGGCCUUACAACCGUUGAUCGUGACUAUGGUUGGAUUAAUAACAUUCAUCAUGAUAUUGGCACACAUGUUGUUCAUCAUCUUUUUCCUCAAAUUCCUCAUUAUCACUUGGUUGAAGCGACAAAAGCAGCAAAACCAGUAUUUGGAAAAUAUUACCGUGAGCCAGAAAAAUCAUCACCAAUUCCAUUUCAUCUAAUAAAAUACUUAGUACAAAGCAUGAAACACGAUCACUUUGUAAGUGACACUGGUGAUAUUCUGUUUUAUCAAACUGAUCCUGAGCUGAACCAGAAUCACCAUGACUAA
Vicia faba (fava bean) is the source of this 1170-nucleotide messenger RNA. Lineage: Eukaryota; Viridiplantae; Streptophyta; Magnoliopsida; Fabales; Fabaceae. The record is from the annotation of a GenBank genome assembly.